GCAUGCGACUUUUUCUUCUAUCGCACCUUGAUUACUGAGUUCAGCUUUGUGCGCCCAAUAUAUAGAACGACGACGGCCCAUCUCUCAUCUUUGCAUUACGUAUCUCGAAGCGAUGGAUUCAGAGCUGUUCGACGUUUUUGACGAACCAGCGCAAAGAUCUCGCAAGGAUGAUGAGAGCCACCGGCCAAACAGGAGCAAGAAGCGCGAUGCAGAUGGAUAUGUGAAGUCUCCCUCGGAAGGCGCGCAGCUGUUAGACGCUGAAGAAGCACUAGGAGAUGUAGAGCCUGCGGCUUCGUUCCAAGGAACGCAUGAUGUGCAGGCAAACGGCGAGCAGCCAGAGGCGAAACGGCAGCGGCUCGCACCCGAAGAAGGACCCAUAGUCGCCGAUGAGUUCGAGACUGACCAGGCAAGAGAAGUCGCUGCUUCUGCUGGACUACAAGCUUCGACACAAGAUGCUCCGGCUGUUGUGCUACAUCAUCAAGUCCGACAUCAGGUAUCUCUGCCUCCCAACUUCGACUACGUACCGAUAUCACAGCAUAAACCGCCUGAGCAACCCGCUCGCACCUAUCCUUUCACCCUAGAUCCAUUCCAACAAGUAUCAGUGUACUCUAUACAAAGGAAUGAGAGCGUUUUGGUGUCUGCGCAUACGAGCGCGGGUAAGACGGUGGUUGCAGAAUAUGCGAUCGCACAAUGUCUGCAGAACAACCAACGCGUCAUCUACACCAGUCCCAUUAAAGCCCUCAGCAACCAGAAGUAUCGGGAAUUCAACGCUGAAUUUGGCGACGUCGGGCUUAUGACUGGUGACGUGACCAUCAACCCUACGGCGACAUGUCUCGUAAUGACAACAGAGAUUCUGCGAUCGAUGCUGUACCGCGGCUCGGAAAUCAUGCGCGAGGUUGCUUGGGUCGUGUUUGACGAGGUCCAUUAUAUGCGUGACGCGCAGCGGGGCGUCGUCUGGGAAGAGACGAUAAUCUUGCUACCCGACAAAGUCCGCUAUGUGUUCCUUUCUGCAACUAUUCCUAAUGCAAUGCAAUUCGCCGAAUGGAUCACGAAGACGCACAAUCAACCAUGCCACGUGGUUUACACCGACUUUCGACCAACACCACUACAGCACUACCUCUUCCCUGCUGGCGCAGACGGGAUCCACCUGGUUGUUGACGAGAAGGGCACAUUUCGUGAGGAGAACUUCCAGAGGGCCAUGAGUGCAAUAGCCGAGAAGCAAGGCGACGAUCCCAAUAAUCCCGAUGCGAAGUUUAAAGGCAAGAAGAAGAAGCUAGAGGUCAACAAGGGCGGUAAAAAGGUUCAAACAGACAUAUACAAGAUCGUCCGUAUGAUCAUGCUUAAGAACUACAAUCCUGUCAUUGUGUUCAGCUUUAGUAAGAGAGAAUGCGAGGACUACGCAUUACAAAUGGCGCAGAUGUCAUUUAACGAAGAGAACGAGAAGCUGCUAGUUACGAAGGUCUUUAAAGGAGCGAUAGAGAUGUUAUCUCCUGAUGACCGAGAAUUACCGCAAGUGCAGCAUAUCCUGCCUUUGCUCAAGCGGGGUAUAGGUGUUCAUCACUCUGGCCUUCUACCGAUCUUGAAGGAGGUUAUUGAGAUUCUCUUCCAAGAGGGUUUGAUCAAGGUGCUGUUUGCCACAGAAACCUUCUCGAUUGGCCUGAACAUGCCGGCGAAAACCGUCGUUUUCACUAGUGUUCGCAAGUUUGAUGGAGUUUCGCAGCGCUGGGUGACACCGUCUGAAUUUAUUCAGAUGUCGGGUAGAGCGGGCCGUCGUGGCCUUGAUGAGCGUGGUAUUGUUAUUAUGAUGAUUGACGAAAAGAUGGAACCUGCUGUCGCGAAAGAAAUUGUCCGAGGUGAACAGGACAAGCUUAAUUCGGCCUUUUACUUGGGAUACAACAUGAUCCUCAACUUGAUGCGCGUGGAGGGUAUCUCCCCCGAAUACAUGCUUGAGCGAUGCUUUUACCAGUUCCAGAAUACGGCAAGCAUUUCUUCGUUAGAAAAGAGACAGAUUGAACUAGAAAACGAGCGGGCUUCGAUCAUAAUCGAGGAUGAGGCAACCGUGAAAGAGUACUAUGAUCUGCGCAAGCAACUUGAUCAAUACGCUGCUGACAUGCGAGCUGUGAUCCAGCAUCCGAGCUACUGCCUACAAUUCUUGCAGUCUGGUCGACUCGUGCACAUCAAAUAUCAGGACUAUGACUUUGGCUGGGGUGCGGUGGUGAACUUCUUGGAACGAAGACCGGGAAAAGGUCAAAAGAAAGAGGAUUUCCAACCCCAGGAGUCAUAUAUUGUCGAUGUGCUACUUCCUGUCGCAUCGGACGUAACUGUCGGCACAAAGACUCACUCGGAUCUGCCUGACGGGAUCCGACCGCCUGCGCCGGGUGACAAAGGCAAGAUGGAGGUCGUCCCGGUGUUGUUAUCGUGCAUAGUAGCUAUUGGUCAUGUAAGAAUCUUCCUACCUAAGAAUCUGUAUUCCAAGGACGAUCGAGCGGCCGUGCGCAAAAGCCUUGACGAGGUUAAAAAGCGAUUUCCGGACGGCGUUGCGAUUCUUGACCCGAUUGAGAACAUGGGCAUCACUGAUGACUCGUUCAAGAAGCUGCUUCGGAAAAUCGAAGUGCUCGAGUCGCGACUGCUGGCAAAUCCGCUUCACAACUCUCCGCGGCUCGAAGGACUGUACAAUCAGUAUUCUGCAAAGAAGGAGCUGGACAGAAGGAUCAAAGAAGUGCGAAAAGAAAUACAGGCAGCUCUGUCAAUCAAGCAGCUCGACGAGCUCAAGAAUCGCAAACGGGUCUUGCGCCGCCUCGGCUUCAUCAACGAUGCAGAUGUUGUCCAACUUAAGGCUCGCGUCGCGUGCGAGAUCAGCACAGGUGACGAACUCGUGCUUAGCGAGCUGCUUUUCAAUCGCUUCUUCAAUGAGCUUUCGCCUGAAGAAUGUGCCGCUGCGUUGAGCUGCUUCAUCUUCGAAGAAAAGACAAAGGAUGUGCCACAAAUACGAGACAGCUUAGCAAAGGCGCAUCGAGAGAUUGUGAGCCAGGCGAGGAUUGUAGCGCAAGUUUCAAGGGAUAGUAAGCUGUCUCUUGACGAGGACACGUAUCUGCAAAGCUUCAAGCCGGAGCUGAUGGAGGUGGUUUAUGCUUGGUGUGGAGGAAGUACAUUUGCAGAGAUAUGCAAAAUGACCGACGUGUAUGAAGGCAGCCUGAUUCGCCUAUUCCGACGCCUGGAAGAGUUGCUUCGACAAAUGGCACAGGCCUCGAAAACAAUGGGGAGCGGGGAGCUGGAAGAAAAGUUUGAGACUGCUUUGGGCAAGGUUAGGCGAGAUCUUGUUGCGGCGCAGAGUUUGUACUUGUAAAGCUGAGCAGGCGAGCAUCACUCUGCACGUCGUUUUAUUGCACGAAGUACCCCCCCUAUGUACACAUGAAUUGCGAUUCUCUGCGCAGUUUUGCGUUCAGGUUGCUUCCGAUGCGUGCCGGCGGACCUGGCUCCACGACGAGAUAGCGCUAUGGGCUCACAAUGAGCGAAAUCGUGGGUGCCACAAGCACCGAUUAUGCGUGGCCUCACUCAAGCGUGUUGACUUGCAGCGGGCGAGGAUAUUCAAUGCAAGCGGUGCAUAACCUGGCCGCCAAUCGCUUGU
This is a messenger RNA of Verruconis gallopava, 3628 nucleotides long. RefSeq lists its product as uncharacterized. The coding region runs from base 113 to 3346 and encodes 1077 amino acids. The record is from RefSeq and is a predicted model, not a curated record. The transcript is spliced from 3 exons. Gene Ontology annotation, cellular component: nucleus. Gene Ontology annotation, molecular function: ATP binding; RNA helicase activity; RNA binding. Lineage: Eukaryota; Fungi; Ascomycota; Dothideomycetes; Venturiales; Sympoventuriaceae. Gene Ontology annotation, biological process: RNA catabolic process; maturation of 5.8S rRNA.